Molecule: messenger RNA, 354 nt
Organism: Anisakis simplex (herring worm)
Lineage: Eukaryota; Metazoa; Nematoda; Chromadorea; Rhabditida; Anisakidae
Source: the annotation of a GenBank genome assembly
AUGCAACCAGGACAAGAAAUGACUAAAGACCAUACUGAUGUCGGAAUGGUAUUCGAGAGAAUUGAAACUACUCUUGAGGCGAUCUCCCGAGAGAUAUCUCAAGACAUUGAUAUCGCCAAAUGGAAGGGUCGCUUGUGGGAAACGAAAACGAGGGAUACGAAGUGCGGAUAUCGUGUUCUGGUUAGCGCUUUGAUACUCGAAGGAAGGAUUCAUGUGAUGGCUGGUCUAGCAGAAGUGAAUGAUGAGACGAGAAGAACUUACGUUGAGAACAAUUCUCGCAAAAAAACGAAAACGAGGGAUACGAAAUGCGGAUAUCGUGCUCUGGUUAGCGCUUUAAUACUCGAAGGAAGGUGA